AUGAGGCAUCCAAACCUUGUCACUCUGAUAGGAGUGUGCAGGGAGGCCAAAGCGUUGGUCUUCGAAUUCCUGUCGAAUGGAAGCCUAGAGGACUGUCUGCAGUGCGAGAACCAAAGAGAGCCGCUCUCAUGGCGAAUGCGCAUCAGAAUAGCUGCCGACAUCUGCACGGGACUUAUCUUCCUCCACUCUAACAAACCAAAAGGCAUUGCCCAUGGCGAUCUGAAGCCUGACAAUGUCCUUCUUGACAAUAGCUUUGUUUGUAAACUGGCAGACUUUGGAAUCUCUCGUCCCUUGGAUCUGACAAACACCACUGUCACCCCUUACCACCGAACAAACCAAAUCAAAGGCACAAUGGGAUACAUGGAUCCAGGAUACAUUGCCUCAGGGGAGAUCACAGCUCAGUAUGACGUCUACUCCUUUGGUGUGGUUCUGAUGCGGUUGCUGACUGGCAAGAGCCCCCUAGGCCUUCCAAAUGAGGUGGAGGCAGCCUUGAGCAAUGACAUGUUGCAAGAUAUAAUUGACACUUCUGCAGGGGAAUGGCCACCUGAGUACACUGAAGAGUUGGCAAGAUUAGCACUCAGAUGUUGCCGGUAUGAACGAAAGGAGCGGCCUAAUCUUGCAAAUGAGGCCUGGGGUAUCCUGCAAGCAAUGAUGAACUGCCCAGACGAUAAAUGCAAGCCACCAACAUUUUUCAUCUGUCCAAUGACACAGGAGAUCAUGAGGGAUCCACACAUUGCUGCUGAUGGAUUCACAUAUGAAGGUGAGGCUAUCAAGGACUGGCUUCAAAGGGGGCAUAAAAUGUCCCCCAUGACCUACCUCGGCUUCACACACCAUGAGUUAAUACCAAACACUGCCCUUCGUUUUGCAAUUCAAGAAUGGCAAAUGCAACAGCAACCGUGA
This is a messenger RNA of Triticum turgidum subsp. durum (durum wheat), 900 nucleotides long. The record is from the annotation of a GenBank genome assembly. NCBI's taxonomy places the organism in Eukaryota, Viridiplantae, Streptophyta, Magnoliopsida, Poales, Poaceae.